Molecule: messenger RNA, 5737 nt
Organism: Planococcus citri (citrus mealybug)
Lineage: Eukaryota; Metazoa; Arthropoda; Insecta; Hemiptera; Pseudococcidae
Product: transcription factor E2F6-like
Exons: 10
Coding region: 3427-4623 (398 amino acids)
Biological process (GO): regulation of transcription by RNA polymerase II
Cellular component (GO): RNA polymerase II transcription regulator complex
Molecular function (GO): DNA-binding transcription factor activity, RNA polymerase II-specific; RNA polymerase II cis-regulatory region sequence-specific DNA binding; protein dimerization activity
Source: RefSeq, a predicted model, not a curated record
UAGAAAUAAAAUUUCAAGAAACUUCAUAUUAUGCAUUGCGUAAUCAAGAACGUCUUCCUAUGUCCUAUUUUGAUGUGUUGAGAAGUUUAUUUAUUAUCAUUACUGUCAAACCCCCUAAUUUCGGACAGGGUACGUAAUUUCGGACACUCAGUGUUUUUGCUCUUUUAUUGAUAAGAACCAAGGGUACAAGUAAAAGUGAACACUUCUUCUAUUAGUUUAGAUCACGGACAAUCUCCUUGAUGUAAGAAUUUUCAUUUUACACUAUUUAUUUAGCCAUUAAAAUGGACUUUACAAAGUGCUUCAUGUAAAGUGUGGGGAAAAAGUUAUUCACAGAGUCCAUCCAAAUGCUUUCAUAACCACGAAAAUCGCUCUAAAAUAUCAAGAAGUCACUGGUAAUUAAAAAUAAAAUUCAUUUAUCAAAUUUCACGUUUUGUUUCUAUUAUUUAAAUCCUAAAAACUGAAAAAGUUGCGAAACGGAUCAUUAUUUCGGACACUUUGGUUAACGCUUUACCGAGAUUGGAAGGGUAACACUGAUGCACUUGCAAAUGUGUAUUUUUCGAGUUCGACGGUAUUUUUUCAAGUGUUUUCAGUUUUGAUGAAGAUAUUGUACUAUUAUUUCACUCAUUUUCCUAAAAACCAUUCUGAAAAGUAAAAGUCGGAGUCGUAAAAUCAUCAACAAGGAGUUUGAUAAGAAAUUGUUCAAUGUUACCAACUUAUUUUUCUAAUGAGAAAGUGGAUAAUGAGAGUGCUGAACAUUUCCUUGAAAAAUUGUUUUUCUCUACAUUUCACAUCAUGAUUCGAGCUGUUUUUGAUUGGAGUUGUUUUUCAGAGGUAAAUAAUUUCUUUUUCAACUAAAAUUUUCGAGUUCCCACGUUAAAGAAAAAGUGUCCGAAAUUAGGGUACCUUGGACCUAAUUUCGGACACUUUUCGGAUUCAAAUUAAAUAAACAAAAUCACGUAAAAUUUAUAAAUUGAUGCUCAAAAACGAUUCACACGAUGACAUUCUAUGAGAAUGUGAAGAUAAACACCAAGUUGAAUCGCUCGUUUUAAAGCCCUUUUCGAAAAACGUGAAAAAGUGUCCGAAAUUAGGGGUUUUGACAGUAUAAAUUAAGACGUUAUUCAUUACACUCCGUACUCUUCCCAUAUUCAUUACAGAGAUUAUUUUUUCAUUUCUCGUUUGUAGUUGAUUCGUUUUACUGACUGUUUUUUUUCAAAGCCAUGGGUUAGAGUUCUGAAUUAAUAGGUAACAGCACCACGUAAAAUAAGGCUUUUGACGUAUUGCGGGUUGCAUAUCGGUUUGCCUGAACUUUAUCGGUUUGGUGGGCAUUCUUAUCAGUGAGUAUCAAAAUGUCAUAUUUUGAGCAAUUUUCAUAAGGUGUUUUUGAAAUGUAUAGCUUUUAUUUAGUUUUUUCUUCAAUUUUAAACACUGUUAAACCCUGUAAUGGAAAAAGAUCCUCUCUUCGUCGAGUUUUAAAGAAGUUGACAAAACGUCUUUGAACCUCGACAAAGAGCGGAUCUUUUUCCAUCACAGGAUUCAACAGUGUUUAAAAUUGAUGGAAAAACUAAAUAAAAGCUAUAAAUUUCAAAAAAACCUUGUGAAAAUUGCUCAAAAUAUGAAAUUUUGAUACUCACUGAUAAGAAUGCCCACCAAACCGAUAAAGUUCAGGCAAACCGAUAUGCAACCCGCAAUACGUCAAAAGCCUUAUGUGAAUAAAGUAAAAACAAGUGAAAGGAAAGUAGCUUAGGUUGCAAUAAAGCUGGAUUCACUGAAAAACCUCAAGAAAUACUAAAUUUGAAAACAUAUUAUUUAUUUUAUAGAAAUUUUAUAACACUUUUAUCAACUGAAGAACCAAAGAACUAUAUAAUAUAAACAAUUUUUCGAGAACAAUUAAUUUUUUUUCGCAACGAAGACUAUUUUUUUGAAACAAAAAAGAAACAUUUUACAAAACGUCCGAACUCUCGAGAUGGUUGAAUACAAUUUUAGAUGGCAACAAGUUCGUUUCGGCUGUCGCCCUUAGCACGAACCUUUUCCCGAAUACGAGAUUUCUACUAGGAUCAAAUCAGUUUCUGUAGACUUAAAAUCAAAAACAAUAACAGGAGCUACGAUAAAUAUUAGCUAAAUUCUAAAAACAUUACACGUAUUUGUUAAUUUUUCAUUUACACUGCGGCUGCAAAAACUGUUCGCGAGUUUCAUUGAAAAGUGAAUUUACAUGUCAGGUAUCAGAAUGUCAUCUGAAACAUACAGUGAAUUGAUGCAUUCACAAACGGUAUCGUCAAUAUCAAACUUUGUACAAUGUAAUUCCAUUCUGAGUGGCUCAAACUCACUUCAAACUGACACCUCUCCUCGUAUUCGUUGCUCUCUCCUGAAUUCUCUCUCAUGUUCCAUUCCAGACUUGAAAUUGAAGUAAAGUACCGUCGAACAGGUUGCAUAAAACAUUAAACGAAAUUUUCGGUUCUGUAAAGUACAAUACGAGUGAAAAAUAGUUCAUCUAUUGAAAUCAACGUUAGGAAUGAUGAUACAAACAUAAGGAAGAGCACGUAUUUCUUGAAAAAUAGAUUUCCUCUUUGAAGAAUCCAUUGGAGAACUCUGAGCUAUGCUAUCCAAAGGUUUUCGAUGACCAUCACAUAAACAGCGGGCUUGAAAAAUAUCCCACAAGUAUAAAUCAAUUAAUAUAACAAUUUGACGAUGAAACUCCAAAGAAAAUAAAUCAAAAUUCAAGAUAGAAAUUCAAUUUUGUCAAAAACUUUUUCAUCACCUGUUAUCACUACUUUUGUUUUUUAAGGAACCAGGGUAGCAAGAGUAGGGAACCUAAUUUUUCUGCUAACUGAUUUCGUCUGCAAAAAUAAUGGCAACACUGAAAACAACUUUUUUUAAAUAUUUUUUUUUCAACAGUUUUGAGUUUUUAACUUCGAGUUCGAAUACUUUUCUCGCACCAGUUGUUGGCUGUUUUCAUCGAUGAGCAAAAUGGAGGAAUGAGGAAAAAAUAAAGGCGGACUUUUUCAUCUGGUAAAAGAUGGCGAAUAUUUUUGAAGAAUUUUUCGUUGUCCGAAUUUGAGAAGAACUAAAAAGGUUGUUAAUUCCGAUAUUUAUAAUUCGCGAUUGUUUUACAAUUUUUUUUACGCUAUUUAGAGUGCUACGAUGGCGUGUAAUACGUGUUAAGUUCAUUUAUAAAGUAUGAAUUCGAGCAAUUUUGUAAAUUCGUUUUAAUCGUAACGCUUUUUACUUUUCGUUUGGUCGGCAAUACGGCUACACAAUCAAUCCAUUCUAUCCGCUGUGUAGUAAAAAUUCUUCAUCUGUUUAUUCAUGUCGUGUAUUUCGGCGUUUUGGCUAUGGUUUCAAUUCCUGCGACAAUGAAAUGGAAGUGAAUAGCGGAUUCGUUUUUAUCUAGUCUUAUUUCGCUAGUAAAUUGCAGGUACAGUGCGAGAAAUGUCUGCUGCUUGUCGAACUUUGAUACUUGAUAAACACUUGUCGUCGCCAAAUACAUCAAAGUCUGAUGCAUCAAUUACCAAAGUUACCAGUACACCCUCUCCAUAUCACUUGUUAGAUCACGAGUAUGGCAUCACGCCCAAGGAUCAGAUUAUCACUAGACCGUUGCUGUCGCCUAUAAAAACUCAGAAUGUGAAGAGAAAAUUGAAUUUAGAUGCCAAUUCUAGGGAAGAUCGUUUCAAAACUCCAGUCGGCAAAAAAAGGCAAUCCGGAAAUUAUUUCAUCUUGAAAAGUAAAAAGCACGAACGUUCUUCUACACGGUAUGACACGUCACUGGGGCUAUUGACUAAGAAAUUUGUCAGUUUACUUCAGAAUUCGGCUGAUGGCGUUGUUGAUCUGAACAUUGCAUCUACAAAACUAGAUGUACAGAAGAGAAGGAUAUAUGACAUUACGAAUGUACUCGAAGGGAUUGGAAUUCUCGAAAAGAAAUCAAAAAAUAACAUCCAAUGGAAAGGUGGUCAAGUUUCCGGUGACGAAUAUAAUACAUUGCAAAGAGAGAUCGCUUUGUUAGACCGUAAAGAAAAACAACUCGAUCAAUUGAUCAGGAACGCCGAGUGUAAUUAUAAGCAAAUGAGUCAAGAUAAGAGGUAUGCUUAUGUUACCAUUGACGAUUUCCACUCACUCGGCAAAGAAAUGAGAGAUCAAACUUUGUUAGCCAUAAGAGCGCCUGCUGACACUUUACUAGAAGUACCCAGGAGGGAAGAACGAAAGAUUAACGUACAAAUGCAUAUGAAAAGUACAAGAGGUCCUAUCGACGUUCGCGUUCUUCAAGAUAGCUCAGUUGGAAUGUCCAAUUUGGAUUUCUCGUCCAAUAAAACUGCAUCGCCAUUGAAGCCCGCUCAUACGAAGGUGGCUUUGAGUGGAAAAUUAACUCCCUCGAAGCCGGACAUAAUUAAAAGUGAGCCCAGCUCGUCGCCUUCUACAAGUACUAGUUUGAAACCAGAUGAUGAUAUUUGGAUAUCGGAAUCGGACGACUUGAAUAAUUAUUUCAUGAACGAUAUCGAUAAUCAACAUUCGCCCGAUCUAAGCCAAAUAAUGGUGGAACCUUUGUUAUCGUUGGAAGCGCCUACAGACGAAUACAGAUAUUCAUUAUGCAACGACGAAGGUCUCCGAGAUCAGUUUAUGAUUCCAUUUUGAACUCUCACUCGCGUUCGUUUUAUAUUCACGUUUACGUUUGCAAUGUCCUAUUUGAAAAUGGUAUUCCGUCGAGCCACGUUGAUGAUUCGGAUAACAUUGUGUGCGUUGGAAUAGAAUAUCGCGCUUCAAUGACGAAUCUGUACAACUAUACAUAGGUACUCCAUAUUAAUGUGCUUUUACGCGUUAUCGAGUCGUGUAUGUGUAUAGUCUACUUUUCUUAUCGGUAUAUUCGUGUUUGCAUGAGAAUACGUCUUUGUCAAUAAAUGCAUUUAUGCAUUUUUUUUCUCGUCACUUCACAUAGCCUGAAAUACGACAAUUUCGAAUUGUUGAUCAACAACCAAAGAAAAUAUUUUAAUCUCCAGAAUUUGUUUGUCAACGUUUUAGAAUUUUCUAAUUUUGUUUUCCGGAAAAAAAUUUUCCCCAACGUAUUUCUGAUGAUACGUAUACGCUUGUUCUUUUUUCUUUUAUUGUGUAUAUAUAUUUAUUUAUAUAUCUGUUUCGUGUGUUGAUGUAUUUUUAAUGUUGAAAGUUUGUUUUAUAUUUAAAUACCUAAGGUAAUUAAGUAUUAUAAUAAGUCGUGUGACCAUGCGUGUGUAAAAUAUAGGUUCAUGAGAUCGUGUAUAUUUAGGUAUAUAAAUAUACGCGUAUACUUUUAAUGUUACGAAUGCUUGUUAGUUGUAUACUAUGACAAGUUUAAGAUGUGUUAAUUACAUCAACUGACUGAAAUAUUUGCGCUCUUAUUUUCAUUUAGGUUUUUUUUUUCUAUGUUUAAUGUGAUGAUUCUUCUGUCUUGUAUUGCAAUUAGAAUUACUGUUUUAAAUGUAAUUUUUAACUACUUCUUUCUCUCAAGUUGUAUUCUUAUCGCGUAAGAUAUACGUAUUUUACGUUCAUCUUUGAGAAUUUCCAAAUUUAUAAGAAUUUUAAUUGUCCAUUUUAAAAUUUUGAUGAUAACGACGUAACUCGUUUUAUAUUUACACUUAUUCCGUUCUUGUGAACUUUUUACUUCAAGACAAAUAGAAUCAACCUGUGUUUAACUAGCUUUUGACACCUUCGCCAUUGUUUACAAUAUUUUGUCUAUGUUUUCUUUUGUUUCAGUACAUUUCUAUUUAUUUUA